CAACAAACUUAUCAUUCUUGAAAACGAUAGUUUACUAUAGAAAUGAUUGUAUAUAGUAAUUUGAUGGAUAUUUUUGUUAUUUAAAAUACGACGCAGCUUUGGUUUCCUAUAUUUUAUUUAUUAUUUAUUUCUUUGAAAGGUGUUCGAGUGGGGGGGCAUUUUACACAAAUUAAACAUGGUACUGUGCUUCGCCCUAUAAGCAUCCAAGAAGCAUUGUGCUUCCCAAUCAAUUGGUACAGUCAAGCAGCAGCAGCAGCAGCCAGCGUGAGAGUGGAGACCUUCAGUCUCGCUUUAUUUCUGGAUAUUGGGGGACCUCUCUACCAUGUCAUAUCCACAAUUUGGCUAUCCAUAUUCGUCUGCUCCACAAUUCCUAAUGACAAGCAACUCCCUAACCACUUGCUGCGAGUCUACCGGUAGAUCCAUCGCCGACUCCGGAGUGGCUGCGUCCGGGCAGACGCCCGUCUACUGUCCGGUGUACGAGAGCAGACUCCUGGCGACGGCCAGACAUGAGCUCAGUUCGGCCGCCGCUCUGGGGAUGUAUGGGAGCCCCUACACGGGAACUCAAGGAUACGGCAACUACGUUACAUAUGGAACGGACGCCUCCGCUUUCUACUCGCUGGGUACAUUCGAUACAAAAGAUGGCACAGCCUCUGCACAUGCAGGAAUAACCCAAGCGACGGCCUACUACCCCUAUGAUCCGACCUUGGGGCAAUAUCAGUAUGACAGAUAUGGUUCUAUGGAUGGAGGACCUAGGCGUAAGAAUGCUACUCGUGAGACAACUAGCACCCUGAAGGCCUGGCUACAGGAGCACAGGAAGAACCCUUAUCCAACCAAAGGUGAAAAGAUCAUGCUGGCCAUCAUCACCAAGAUGACCCUGACACAGGUGUCCACCUGGUUUGCCAACGCCAGGAGGAGGCUUAAAAAGGAGAACAAGAUGACAUGGCCACCAAGAAACAAGGGAUCAGAGGAGAAGCGAUUUGACGAGGAUGACGACUGUUCUCAGGAGGAGCAGAUAAAAAGUGAAAGUAAUGAAAAUGAUAGUCGAGGUCAAUCCAAUAAAGAUCUCCAGCUGAGCGACCUGGAAGAUUUUGACACUUUGGAAUCAGAGAGUUCGGAGUGUGAGUUGAAGCACAGAUACCACAUGAACCCUCACAUGACAACAACAGGUGACUGUCCCCCUGAGCACCUUAUCAAAGACGUAUCUAUGAAAAUGUCUGGUCCAGUUGCACUCGGGGGAGAGCAGGACUUGAGUAAAAGUUGCCUAAAAACAAACCAGGAGGAUUUCCAGGCGGAAAGAAUAGCGCAGCCAAAGUCAUGUUACAGCCAACAGCCGCAGCACCAUAUGCUAGAUGGCAAGCCUCGGAUCUGGUCUUUGGCCCAGACGGCGACCUCCUUGGUCCAGACUGAUUACCCUUCCUGUAUGCUGAGGUGUCAAGUCCCCCCCUCCUCCUCCCUCAGCCCACCCCCUGUCGCUACCUCACCCACUUCAGGCUUGGACCACAGGCAGGACUCACCUGUCACCACACUGAGAAACUGGGUGGAUGGGGUUUUCCACGACCCCUUGUUCAGGCAUAGCACUUUGAGCCAGGCCCUGACCCACACCACCGUAUCCUGGAGUAGCACCACCAAAGGCUCCAUCUUAGAGGCUGAGAAGAGUCCAGGGGUCCCACUGCAUGACCAGGAAUCACCCAAAGACAGUGCCAUGAGUUUCAAAACUGUUAACAAACUAUUUUGUUCUUAAUAACACCCAAACAAAUUAUUUAUUUUGAAAAAGGACAACAACAAAAAACUUGGGCUGGAUGCUACAUGUCGCCUUUUGCUGGUAAAUUCUUUAACACGUGAACUACUCCAACUGAUCUCAUUUUUAUUUUUUUUUUACGCACGCACACAAAUUAUCGAACUGUAUAAUAUGUUUACAACUUGGGAAAAUGCCUUGAGGUUUACAGUAUUUAUUUUACUUUCGUCCCUGUACGCAUGCAUAUAUAAUUAAAAUAAUUUGGAGAAUCACUGUUAAAUGAUAAUUAAAAAAAAAAAA
This is a messenger RNA of Corythoichthys intestinalis (scribbled pipefish), 2035 nucleotides long. RefSeq names its product iroquois homeobox 4a (gene irx4a). Lineage: Eukaryota; Metazoa; Chordata; Actinopteri; Syngnathiformes; Syngnathidae. Gene Ontology annotation, molecular function: DNA-binding transcription factor activity, RNA polymerase II-specific; RNA polymerase II cis-regulatory region sequence-specific DNA binding. The transcript has 5 exons. The record is from RefSeq and is a predicted model, not a curated record. The coding region runs from base 323 to 1741 and encodes 472 amino acids. Gene Ontology annotation, cellular component: nucleus. Gene Ontology annotation, biological process: cell development; regulation of transcription by RNA polymerase II; neuron differentiation.